Amborella trichopoda is the source of this 1788-nucleotide messenger RNA. RefSeq lists its product as uncharacterized. The record is from RefSeq and is a predicted model, not a curated record. NCBI's taxonomy places the organism in Eukaryota, Viridiplantae, Streptophyta, Magnoliopsida, Amborellales, Amborellaceae.
AGAGAAAGUACAGAUUGGCGUGAAUCUUGAAGAGUUUGAGGUGGUGGUAGGGGCUUUGUAGAUUCGGAUCUUGAAGGAAGAAUGCCACACACAGUUCAGUCAAACAACCAAUGGAGAUCAAUGGUUGACAGAGAAAUUUUAAAGGGAAAAGGUCAUAAAAAAAAAAAAACGGGAGGAGAGAGAAAGAACUUUGCCCGGUCUUUACGCCUCCUCGUCAAAACCCCACCUCUUUAUAAUACUCCCCCAUGUUAAUCAAUCCCCUUCUAAGCCAUCUCCUCAACCCUUGAAACUCCAUCUCUCUCUCUCUCAUCACUUCAUUGGAACAUUCCUUCUCAUCUUCUCUUUCAUCUGUCGAUUUUCAGAUCAGGAUCACGUUUAUUUCAUCCCCUCCUCUCCCUUGUUUGAGUCUCUCUCUCUCUCUAGAAUUUUUGUGAUCUUUCUUCUCUCUCUAGGCUUGGACCCUGCGAAAAACUUGGGGGGUUGGGUCUUUCAUUCCCUGAAUCUAGCAAUUGGGCUUUCUCUGCAAUCGAUGUUUUUUCAUUAGAAAUGCCCCAUCUCUCACUUUCCUAGCUUUUAGCGAGAGAAAGAAGAGAUAGAGAGGUUGGGUUGAUGGGGAUCAAGUUCAUGAAGUUCCACAUGCUUCCUUGGUGCUUCCAGAUGAUGGGGAGCCACAUUUCCUGUGUGCAGUUCCCUACAAAACCUCCUCUUGGGACUGUGAAGCUGAUUCAAUCUGACGGUGUUGUGAAAAUCUAUCACAAACCAGUCCAUGCCUCUGAUCUCAUGCUUCAAUUCCCAAAACACUUGAUCUGUGAUGGUGAUUCUUUCUUCAUAGGCCAGAAGAUCCCUGCUCUCUCUGAAAAAGAUGAGCUCAAGCUUGGCCAUAAGUACUUCCUCUUGCCCAAGCACUUUUUCCAAUCUGUUCUCUCCUUUGUCUCUCUAGCUUCUUUUGCAUCAGAUCAAAUAUCUCCUUCUCCUUCUGGUUCUUCGCCCGAUUUGAUGGCGAGACGGAAGACUUUCGUGAAGAAGGCGGCGAAUUGCAGGCCUUUUGAUAUACACAAGGCCCCGAAUGGUGGUCUGCAAAUUAGAGUGUCCGAUGAGUUUAUUGCGAAGCUCAUGGAGAGCGGGAGCAAUGGGGAAGAGGAAGAGAGAUUUAGGGGGAAGGUUUGCACGAGCAGAGAGUUGCAGAAGGAUUAUAUGCAGCUCGUGAGGUCCCGGCCAUGGCGGCCGAAGCUCGAAACCAUCAAGGAAUCAGAUAGAGAGAGAAAAAGGCUUGUUGGGUCUUUUGGGAUCAGGAGGAGGAAGAAGACCCAGCAAAGAGGGCCUGGAAAGAAGUUGCAGAGAUCAUAGAAUUGGGUUUCUGGUUCUUCCAUUCGCAAAUUCUAGAGAGAGAAAUAGGAAGACUGUAAAUUGGUGGUUGUGAUCCGACAAUGGCCUCUCUCCAGUUAACAAAGGCUAGAGAGAAGGAAGGAGAAUGGGGAGUGUUGGGUUUUGCUGAAUUCUCAUAGCAAUGGCCGCUCAAGCGAAGAAAAUCUAGAGAGGGAAAGAUGGUGACUGUAAAUUCGUGGUGUUGUGCUCAAAGCAAUGGAUGCUCUGUUACUGUAAAAUGUACUGUUACUGUUACACAUGGUGAUACAAAAACUUAUUUUUAAGGGAAAAACAACCCUUUAUUUAUGCUCUUAUUUCUUGUUUGCCCCUACUCACCAAAAAUGCUCUCUCUCCCUGUACCGGUUAUCUUGCCAUUAUGUCUUUGACUUCAGGGACAGGACUGAAAUUUAGCCCAACUAAAAA